Populus trichocarpa (black cottonwood) is the source of this 3943-nucleotide messenger RNA. RefSeq names its product putative disease resistance protein At4g10780. Gene Ontology annotation, molecular function: protein binding; ATP hydrolysis activity; ADP binding. The transcript has 2 exons. The coding region runs from base 437 to 3766 and encodes 1109 amino acids. The record is from RefSeq and is a predicted model, not a curated record. NCBI's taxonomy places the organism in Eukaryota, Viridiplantae, Streptophyta, Magnoliopsida, Malpighiales, Salicaceae.
CUCUCUCUCUCAACUCUGCUCCUGCUCCCUUUUCUUCUCUCGGCCUGCUGCUUUCUCUUCUGCUGUUUUGUGGUGGAUCGUGCUCUUUCGCAUCGUUUGCAAAGCUGGCGUGCUGUCCACCACACGAGGAGACUAUCAUCAGCCACCGCCUACCCCCACGCCUUCACUAGAGCACCCCUCGCCAGAUGCGCUUCCUGGAAGACCAACAACAUGUCCAUAUGACAUCCAUGAACGACAGAAGUCCAUUUAAUUUUUUUCACUGUCAUCUGCUUCUCUGACUGUCUGAAUCUAUCCUUAUCCACAACCACACAAGCCGAAGCUCUAUCACUCGUCUCCAACACACUUACUCUUCCCCGUCCAUCUUCUUUUUUCUGAUUUAAUCAAACCAUUGGAUAACAUCUUGCUGCUUCUGCUGUUCAGGGACACAGAAGAAAAAAUGGCUGGAGGAAGUGAUCCAUUUCAGAGUUAUUUUGAGAAAGUGGAUGGUGGUUUAUUGAAGUGCAUUUUUUGUGAGAAGACAUUGGCUGGAAGUACUUCCACUACAAGGAUGAAAUAUCAUCUGGCAAGAGUUGGAGGUGGUGGUGUUAAAAUUUGUGAAAAAGUAACUCCAGAUGUUCAACGAGCAGCGUUUGAUAAGCUUCCUGACAGAAUGCGUGGGAGCAUGCCAAGUUCAAGCAAUAAUAUAAUAGUUACUGCAGAUUCAGAUCCUGCGCAAGAUUUAGAAAUGCAACAACAAGGACAAUCUCUUUUGGAUGAUUUUUCAUGGAUGGAUAGCUUGACUUGGGAAGAGAUUGUGCUUCCUGAGGAGACCAUGGUUCCUAGCAUGCAUAUGCCCGAUGCACCUGAGACUGGAUUGGGAAUAGAGCCAGCAGUUCAAGCAUUUGAAACGGAUAUGAAUAACAUCACAUCUUCAUUGACGAGGGAUGUUGAGUUAAGCAGUGGUAUAGAGAGUCGGGAAUUGAUGCAGGCUGUUACUGAGAGAGGAAGCUGUUCUAAAAUGCCUGUCGAUAAGAGUGUGCCAAGUUCAAGCAAUAACGAGGGAAUUAAUGCAGCUUCAACUGCUUUGCGGGGCUUAGAAAUGGAACAAGAAGAACAACCUCUUUCGGAUGAACGAGGACGGAAGGGUUUUCUGAUUGGGGGGGAGACUGAGCUUGUCGAGGAACCUAGAGCUCCUGUCGUUCUUAUGCCAGAUGAACCCGAGACUAGACAAAGAACAGAGCAAGCACAUCAGUCAUUUGAAAUGAACUUGAAUAACAUCUCAUCCUCAUCAAUGAGGGAUUUUGAGUUAAGAAUUGCUAGACUGAUCUUGAGACCGGAAUUGAUGCAGUCUGUUGUUGAGAGACGACCCUCUUCUAAAAGUCCUGUACAUAAGAAACGUAGGACAGGAAGAUAUGUAUUGCCGACAACGAAGCUAGUGGUGGGCCAAGCGUUUGAAAGAAAUAUGAAGGGUGUCUGCUCUUGGUUGUUGAAUGAUGAGGUCUUAUGCAUUGGCAUUUACGGGAUGGGGGGAAUUGGAAAGACAACUUUGGCUACGCAUAUCCACAAUCAGCUUCAAGAGAAACCAGACAUUUUUCCUCGUGUUUGUUGGAUUUCUGUGCCUCAAGAAUUUAGCGUUCACGCAUUGCAGGAUCUCAUUGCCGAAGCUUUUGGUUUAUAUCUUGGGAAUAGAAAAGAUGUGGUGAACAGAGCCGGGGAGCUAUGGACAACAUUGAGUGUGACAAAAUGUGUUUUAAUUAUUGAUAAUUUGUGGAAUCAUUUUCCUCUUGAUAAAGUGGGAAUACCUCUUAAAACAGAUGGGUGUAAGCUGAUUCUUACAACUAGAUCAUUGGACACAUGUCGAAAAAUGGAUUGCCAAAGGAUAAUCAAAGUGGAGCCUCUUUCUGAGGAUGAGGCUUGGGAUUUGUUCAUAGACAGAUUAGGGCAUGGUGUUACACUUUGUCCUGAAAUGAAAAAAACGGCAGUGUCUAUUGUGAAGAAGUGUUCUGGUUUGCCUCUCGGAAUCAUGACAAUGGCUGGAAGCAUGAAGGGAGUGGAUGAUGUAUCUCAGUGGAGAGAUGCAUUGCGGGAACCAGCAAGUUCAGAAAGUGGAACAUGUGACACGGAAACUGAUGUAUUUCAGAUAUUGAAAUUUAGCUAUGUUCAGUUAAAACAUAAAGCAAUUAAAGAUUGCUUCUUAUAUUGUGCAUUGUUUCCAAAAGACAAGAAGAUCAGGAGAGAGGACUUGAUAGAGUAUUUGAUUGAUGAGGGUAUAGUAAAAAAAAUGGGGAGUAGGCAAGCGCAAUUUGAUCGGGGCCAUACCAUGCUUAAUCAACUUGAAAAUGCCAGCUUAUUAGAAGGUUCCAGGGACGAAGAAAAUUACAGAUAUGUCAAGAUGCAUGAUUUGAUUUGGGAUAUGGCUGUGAAAAUAAUGAACGAAAGUGGGAGUGAUAUGGUUCAAGCAGGUGCACAACUAACAGAAUUACCCGAUGGAAGAUGGUGGAGAGAUAAUCUGUCAAGAGUUUCACUCGUGGAAAAUAGAAUCGAGAAUAUUCCAACAGACUUUUCACCAAUGUGCCCCCGUCUGUCAACAUUAUUGUUAUGCAGAAACUACAAAUUGAAUUUGGUUGAGGAUUCUUUUUUCCAGCACCUCAUCGGACUCAAGGUUCUUGAUCUUUCCGACACAGAUAUAGAGAAGUUGCCGGAUUCUAUUUGUCAUCUGACGAGUCUCACUGCAUUGUUGCUGGGAUGGUGUGCAAAGCUGAGUUAUGUACCAUCAUUAGCCAAGCUUAAGGCUAUGGAGAAGUUGGAUCUCAGUUGCACUGGACUUGAAGAUUUGCCCGAGGGAAUGGAAAGGCUGGAGGAUCUCAGGUAUCUUAAUCUUGAUGGAAGUGGGGUGCGUGUUUUACGGUCGGGUAUUUUACCCCAACUCUCAAAAUUACAGUUCCUCAAGCUUCAUCAGAAAGCUGAAGUUGUUCUCUCAAUUAGAGGAGAUGAAAUUUCCAGAUUAUAUCAUUUGGAAACUUUGGAAUGCAACUUCCGUGAUCUAGACGAUUUCGGAUUUUUCCAAUCUGGACGGAGAGUUUCACAAAUUGCAUGCAAGGUUACUGUAGGACGACCUUCUUUCUCUUCACUUGAAGAUCUUAAUUAUACAAGAUCGAAGUCUGGGUUAAUUAAAGAGGCUUGGUUUUAUGACCUCAUGAUUGACAAUGCAGUUUGUCUGUUCCCGCGCUUCUUUACAAAAGUAGUUAUUGUGAGAUGUCAAAACAUGAGAAGCUUAUGUCCAUCAUAUGAAAUUAAAGUGCUUAGCGGGCUUGAGAUUCUACACCUUGAUGGUUUGAUGAUCUUAGAAACCCUUUUUGAAGCAGAACCUUCAGAGCUACGUACUGCUGGUGUCUUCUACAAUCUCAGAGAGAUCGUGAUACAUAAAUGUCAUAGGAUAAAGGUGCUGCUCCCUUGGUUUUUGUCUACACUCCGAUUGGAAGUGAUUGUAGUCGAAGAUUGUUACAACAUGCAGGAGAUAAUGGGAAGUGGUGAAGUUUUGGUACAUGGAGAGGAGCAUUCCUCUCCAUUUGGUAGUUUUGAUACGACAUUGAGGGUUUUGGUAUUGAAGAAAUUACCAAAUUUGAAAAGCAUUUAUUCUGGAAGACUUAUAUGCAAUUCUCUCGAAGAAAUUACUGUGGGUGAUUGCCCGCAGCUAACGAGGAUCCCGAUCACUAUUUUCCGUUCUCUUAAGAAAAUUGAAGUAGAUCCUGAAAGUUUGUUGAACACAGUUGAGAAUGUUUCAUGAUUUCUAGCCAUUUGCUAUUAUUCCGGGGAUGAAAUUAGGAUUUUAUGAUUUCUAGGGAUUGUUUUGUAUUUUGGUAUUGGAACCUUUACCUCAUAGUAAAGGUAUGACGUCAUGCUAUUUAUGUAAGGAGUGAUCGGGAGGGUGAUAGAAAGUAACAUUUCAGAAUUUCAGCAUCAA